CUCCAUAACUUUCCCCCUCUUUUAUCCUUCCAAGCAACCCACUAGGCAUAAGCUGUCUCUAAGUUAAAGUUAUAACUACAGCAAGAGCAACAAAGGUUUUAGUAGGGAUUUUUAAUAAAUGGGCAAUUGCUUGUUUGGAGGUUUGGGAGAUGCAGAUGGGGUAGUCCAAGUGACAACAUCAAAUGGUGGGAUAAUGGAGUUUUAUGUGCCAAUCACAGUAGUCUCCAUCACCAAGGAAUUUCCAGGCCAUGGAAUAUUCAGAAGCCAUGACCUAUUUUGGAAACCGCUCUCUAACCAUGAUGAUCUUCUGGCAGGACAAAGUUACUAUCUUCUCCCCCUCAACAGCCAAAGUGGUCGUCACUUGGGCAGCGCCCAGAUUGUGAGGGAAGGACAUGUUAGGUCAAGCAGCAUACCAACUUGUUCACUUGCUGCGCCCUACAGAAUGUCGCUUGAUUACCAAGGAAUGAUGAAGAGGUCUUACACUGAGGCGUUUUCGAAGUACAACAACGUCAGUUUUUGGAAGGUGAAGCUGGUGAUCAGUCCAGAGCAGCUGUUGGAGAUUUUGGCUCAAGAGGGUCGGACUCAGGAGUUGAUUGAGAGUGUGAGGACUGUGGCUAAAUGUGGGAGUGGUGGUUCGGUUUCGGGUUUGGGAUUUUCCGAUCAGUGGAGCCUCUCGAGUAGUAGUAGAAAUGCUUCAUCUAAGAAAGAUGGAAUAUUGCUAAACAUUUAGUUGGAACCAUAGCAAUAGUAUUGUUCUUAUAUAUAACUCCAGUUUGUGUUAUACAGUCUUAUGUUUUUCUCUUGUAUCAUGAUGUUAAAUUGUUAAUGAAGAUCUUUAGAUUUUGAAUUA
Pyrus x bretschneideri (Chinese white pear) is the source of this 850-nucleotide messenger RNA. RefSeq lists its product as uncharacterized. The transcript has a single exon. NCBI's taxonomy places the organism in Eukaryota, Viridiplantae, Streptophyta, Magnoliopsida, Rosales, Rosaceae. Bases 119 to 730 code for a protein of 203 amino acids. The record is from RefSeq and is a predicted model, not a curated record.